Messenger RNA from Dacryopinax primogenitus, 2635 nucleotides. Its product is annotated as major facilitator MFS-1. The transcript is spliced from 11 exons. Gene Ontology annotation, molecular function: transmembrane transporter activity. Bases 104 to 2461 code for a protein of 785 amino acids. The record is from RefSeq and is a predicted model, not a curated record. Gene Ontology annotation, cellular component: brush border membrane. Gene Ontology annotation, biological process: transmembrane transport. Lineage: Eukaryota; Fungi; Basidiomycota; Dacrymycetes; Dacrymycetales; Dacrymycetaceae.
GUCUGCUCUAGUUGACGAAACGCCGCAGGCCGGUACACCGCACUCGAACCCUGCCACCCCCAAUAGGACAACCAGGCAGCCCUCGAGAUUCUCAUACCGUGUCAUGAGCGGACGGAGGAGAAUCAGCGAUGCACGCAAGUUUGCAAGGGACGAGGAGAUCCAACAGUUGAUUGAUGCUGAACCUGAUCUCCCCCCACCGGUGCCAACGGUUCGGAAAGAUGCGUCGUCGGCUCCCCUGCCGAUCCUUCCCAUGCUGGUGUUGGCUAUUGCUAUGUUGGGAGAGUUCCUGUCUGCAAAUGUUUCGACUCCUUUUUUGUUGUUCAUGGUGGAGAGUUUUGGCGUUGCUGAUGAUGAAGCUCAAGUCGGUUACUUGACUGGUGUUCUUGCCUCAAUGUUCUUCAUCACUCAAUUCUUUACCUCGCUCCUCUGGUCCACCGUCGCGAAUAGACAUGGUGCUCGCGCCGUCCUUUUCGUCUCGCUCCUGGGGAACGCCAUCACUUGCGUCAUCUUCGGCACGUCACGCAGCUACUCGGAGGCGAUCGUAAUUCGCCUUACACAAGGGGUGUUCAACGGUGCUGUUGGUGUUGCACGAGGGACAGUGGCAACGAUAACAACUCCGGACAAUGAGGGAAGGGCAUAUGCCAUACUUGGUUUCUGUUGGGGCAUGGGAGGUGUUACCGGGGCUAUCCUUGGUGGUUCACUCGAAUCACCUGCGCUUAAAUUUGGAGGGAGAUUCGACACGCCAUUUUGGCACUCGUAUCCCUACCUUCUACCCGCCGCGAUCGCCUCGUGUGUCACGCUCACGGGAGCAUUCCUCUCGCUCUUCCUCGCUUGGGACGGAGGCCCUCGAAACGGCGCAAUUCGUUUGCCUGAGAAGAAUCCCGACGAGGCCGAGCAUGAACCUGCGCCGAAUCUCCCUACUAUGCACGAGGAGGACGAGGAAUCUGCUAUCGGGGUUGAGCCUGCGCCCGUCCCUGCGCCAGAAGAAAUGCAACCUGAACCGCCGGAGCAACCCAACACGAUUGUCACCCAACUUCAGAACAGGGUCACGAAGCGCUUGAGCGGAUAUUUCGCACGCCGCGUGCGAGAGCACCAGACGCUGGCGUCUUCCCCGGGAAACACUCCACCUUCCAACGGUCCCAGGCAGAUACACCGCAGCGUAUCAGGCCCCGUACCUCGAGCAAGGGCAGGGAGUGCCUAUGGUUAUGGGUCCCGGAACCUACCUUCCGGAUUAAACGGGCUGAGAUCAAGACAUGCCAGCAUACAAACAAUUCGGCGCAGGCGCAGUUCUGUGUAUGGUGGAGAUGACGCAUAUACCGACGACCAGCCAACUCAAAACCUGAGUCUAGCUCAGAGACUACUCAUGGCUAAUGAGUUUACCGUCACCUCCAUGGGUGAUCUUUGGGUCGCGGCUGCUUUGAACACUGAAGCAGAGCAAGUUGUUGACGAUACACCUGUCGCAUCCGACAACGAAGAGGAAAACGUUAACGCCGAUGCACCCGAAUCAAUGCUCACAACGGGCCAGACAUCUCCGAAUCGCCGUCGAUUCUCACAAGCGAAUCUCCGUGCACCUGAGCCCUCGAACGGCGUGACAUUUAGCCGAUUCUCAACUUUCCAAUCCUUUACGUCUUCCGAUUCUCCACGAGAGAAUCGCCGUCUCUCUUUUGCGUCUACUCUCCCUCCAAUCAUGAACAACACCGGUCUGGCCGAACCGCCCGGCGUAUUACUAUCCAGCCGAGAGAUGACCGUCGAGUCCGGAUUGGAGCCUAUUGUAGAGGGACACGUCUCCCACGAAGAACAGCAAUCACAGUCUGUGGAGAUCGCACCGUCGAGCAAUCUCUGGUCCAGCCUGCCACUUGUUAUCAUAUUCCAGUAUGGACUGUUGGCGCUCCACAGCACCACGCACGACCAGGUGUUCUACUCCUACCUUGUCUCACAGUACAAAUCGGGUGGUCUGGGCCUGAACCCCGCCGGAUUCGCUCAGCUGAUCGCACUGAUGUCCAUCGCGCAGAUGAUUUUCCAGUUCCUCUUGUACCCCUCUGUCGGACCUCCUCGAGGCCGAUUCUCUCAUCUCGCCAUGUUCCGCAUUGGAUCCCUCCUCUUUAUUCCUGCAUAUCUCUCGGUUAUCCCCUAUAGAUUAUUUACCAAUGCGGAGGGCGGAGGGUACGUCAUCGUCAUGAUCGGCUUGGCCAUCAGUACCGCUACUAGGUAUUGUGGAUCGACGUUCUGCUAUACGGCCGUUGCCAUACUGCUCAACUACAUGUCUCCUCCACCCGUUGUUGGUCUGGCAAAUGGUCUUGCUCAGAGUGUCGUCUCGCUAUCCCGUUUUAUCGGGCCCAUUCUGGGUGGAUACAUCUGGUCAGUCAGUGUACAAGACCAUGCAAGCGGAUAUACCUUCGGGUUCUUCAUUGUGUCCAUGAUAUGCGGUCUUGCAAUUUUGCACAGCAUGACCAUUCGGUAGUUAUUGGCGUUCUUGCGAUUUGCCUUUGAUGCAUCACACGCGAUCCUCUAUGAAUAGUCCUUCUCCCUUCCACUGUAUCCCAUAGGCGUCUCCAUCCUUCUAUUCGCUUCUUUCAUUUCUCAUUUCUUUGAUCCCCAUUCUUCGCAAUACAAACUCAGCUCAUUCAAUUCCGAU